GUUUAAGUUAGUCACACACAUAUUGAAUGUUCUUAGUCAUUGUUGAAAAUGAUGUUUGUUUUGCACUUGCUAUGUUUCGUAUGUUAUGUUGGUGCAGCCAAUGAUAAUCGUGUAUAUGAUAACCCAGCACCAUGGAUGGACUUUUAUUUAGGAUUUUUAGACAACAACGGCCCAAAUGGUUAUGUCCAAUUAAAUAUAGUCGCAAACGAUUCCGGAUCAUGUAACAUAAAUAUUCCAUUUUUCAAUAUCAGCGAAUCAAUAGCAAUUAAUGACAGUAGUAAAAAUAUUUACAAUAUCAGCAAAGAUAUUGAAAUGAAUAUCACUGGAAUAGAAAGGAAAGGUGUCAAAGUUAGCUGUGAUAUCGAUGUGUCAAUAUAUGCAAUGAAUUACUACAUGGCAUAUUCUGAAGGGUACCUGGCGAUACCAUACAACAGUUUAGGACGAAGAUACAUCGCAGCCACGUAUAGUAAUAUUAACUUCACAAUAAUAAUGCUUAAUAACGUAAGUGUUGGGGUAAUAUGCACAGAAGACAACACCACAGUAACGUUGUUUCUGAAAAUUAAAAAUGGUGUUCUGUAUUUUGGUGGACAUGCGUAUCAAUCGAAUGAUUCUCUAACUGUCAAUCUGAAUGCCUAUGAAACAUUUUAUUUUUCAAAUACACAUGAUCUCAGUGGUACAAUUAUUACAUCAACCAAACCAGUUGCGGUCGUUUCUGGUGGCGAUAUCAGCAUAAACAGAUCAUCCCAAUAUACAGACUACACUACAGAAAUGAUUCUCCCUAGUGAACAGCUUGGGAAAGACUUUGUUGUUCCAUUGUUAUACGAUUCUUUUUGUCUUUACAGAGUACUAGCCGAUGACGACGCAACUGUAACCAUUCAAAACGCAACAAGUAGAAAUACUAAAACGCUUGUGAAAGGGGAGUUUCUGGAAAUUUCAAACUUUACUGCAUCAACCGUUGAGUCUUCUACAGGAGUUCUUGUGCAGUUAUAUUGUGCCAAACUUUACAGCACGUGUAAUCAUGCCAUGACUACAAUCCCAAGUAUUCAACAUUUUAAAACUAGUUAUCAAUUUGCCGUAGUUUCGAACUAUCCACUUGACAGGUUUCCGCCAGAUAACUUUUUUAUCACAAUUAUAAUCACAGCAGACGACAAACAUGAUCUGAUUUUAGACGGGAAAACAGGAAUCAUGUUUAAUGAAAAAUCAAAAAUUAAAUUGGCUGGAAAGAAAUACUCUAUCCUUUCGCAUGAAUUAGUUGUUGGAAUUCAUGAAAUGCAUCAUGCCGAUAGCGUUCCAUUCGGACUUAUCGUGUAUGGACGAAAUCCAUUAGAUGGUUAUGCUUACCCUGCAGGACUUAAACUGAAUCCACAAUAA
Mytilus trossulus (common blue mussel) is the source of this 1371-nucleotide messenger RNA. RefSeq lists its product as uncharacterized. The record is from RefSeq and is a predicted model, not a curated record. The transcript is spliced from 3 exons. The coding region runs from base 49 to 1371 and encodes 440 amino acids. NCBI's taxonomy places the organism in Eukaryota, Metazoa, Mollusca, Bivalvia, Mytilida, Mytilidae.